Tarenaya hassleriana is the source of this 748-nucleotide messenger RNA. Its product is annotated as miraculin. Bases 27 to 635 code for a protein of 202 amino acids. NCBI's taxonomy places the organism in Eukaryota, Viridiplantae, Streptophyta, Magnoliopsida, Brassicales, Cleomaceae. Gene Ontology annotation, molecular function: endopeptidase inhibitor activity. The record is from RefSeq and is a predicted model, not a curated record. The transcript has a single exon.
UCAUCUUCUUCUGUUAUGUUCAUACAAUGAAGCUUCCGACAAUGGCCCAACUCUUGUCCCUUCUCGUUACCUUCACCGUCGUCUCCGUCGCCAUUGACGCAGCUUCGGAGCCUGUCCGUGAUAUCAGAGGGAAACCCGUUAGAGCAGGCCUCGACUACUACAUCCUUCCCGUCGUCCGUGGCCGCGGCGGUGGCCUGACGAUGGCAAGUGCCGGGAACAAGACCUGUCCGAUGAGUGUCGUCCAGGACAAGUUCGAGGUCUCCCCAGGCUUUCCCUUGACGUUCUCGCCUUCGGACAAGUCCAGAAUCGUCGGUAUCUCGACGGAUCAGAACGUCAAAUUCUCAGCCGCCACGAUCUGCGUCCAGUCCACCGUGUGGAAGCUGGAGAGCUUCGACGAGACGACGAAGCAGUGGUUCGUGACAACGGGAGGGGUCGAGGGAAACCCGGGUCGGGAAACCAUUUCUAACUGGUUCAAGAUCGAGAAGCUCGGGAACGAUUACAAGCUCGUGUUCUGUCCUACUGUCUGCAACUUCUGCAAGGUUAUAUGCAGAGACAUCGGCGUGUUCGUGCAAGAUGGGAAGAGAAGACUCGCCCUGAGUGACGUGCCUUUGAAGGUUAUGUUCAAAAGGGCAUAACAGAUUCCUCGUCAAGAAACUCCCCAAUCAAUAACACUGUCUGAAUACAUGAAAAAUCUGAUGUAUCAUCAAUAAGAUUCUCCAAGAAUAAGUUAUAUGAUCUAUUUUUUUCA